Molecule: messenger RNA, 5988 nt
Organism: Nerophis lumbriciformis (worm pipefish)
Lineage: Eukaryota; Metazoa; Chordata; Actinopteri; Syngnathiformes; Syngnathidae
Product: NACHT and WD repeat domain-containing protein 2-like
Molecular function (GO): protein binding
Source: RefSeq, a predicted model, not a curated record
CCCACACUAUUUGUAGCCAAGGCCAAGGUUUCCUGAGUGCAGAGGAGAGGAAGUCUGCAGUUAAAAGCUCAUUGAUGGAGCCGCUUCUUCCUUCCAGACGUGUGAAAGUUUACCUGUGCUCCAACCCUGCAGAUAGCGUGUUGGAGCGCAGAGUCCUGAGAGACUCUGUGUUCCCAAAACUCGGACGACGUUGCUCAGACACGCUGGGAGUGGACGUUAGGGUGAUCGACCCAUUCGAGUCCAGUCAUCCCAGCCAGUGGCCAGAUGCCAACACCAGAAAAGAUCUGAUCAAAGAGUGCAGAGAAAGCUCCUGUGGGCCAUUUUUACUGGCUCUGAUCGGCCAUGACUACGGCAGGCCCAGUCUCCCUGCCCUGGUGGAGGUAUCACGCUUCCACAUGGUCCUGCAGCAGAUGCAGCAGGCCGGCCUCGGCACCAAGGAACUGGAGAGAGUCUACCACAGAGACGAGAACGUCAGUCCACCGUCGUUCUGCUUGAGACUCACACCAGCUCCUCAGGAGGACGAUCGCACGGACGAUUUGGCGAGGGUCUUUGAAGGGGCCGUGCGUCUGUGUGCGCGGCGGCAGCUUCUGACCCGAGAGGAGGUCGUCGCUUUCAGCAGAUCAGUGCUGGAUGGAGAUCUCCGCUUUGCCCUGGACAACUGUCCUCCUGAUGACAUCAUCGGACGCUGCCUGGUUUACGUGCACAAGGUUGUCAAUAUAGAGGAACCCGCCACAGCCGAGAGAGACCUCCUCUCGGAUCUGAUCGACAACUUCCUGAGGGGCCUCGUCGACUCGUGCGGGCUGGCGGUCUACGCCACCACCACCGAGUGUGACCGUCGCCACGGUUACACCGCCCCCAGGAGGCGGGGCUACGCCCGGCUCCUGUGCCGCCAGGUGUAUGCCGACCUGACGGCGUCGAUUGACGGCUGGGUCUCAAACUCAGGCCGCCGGGUCGCGGACGCUCCGGCCAGGGAGGGAGCCGAGCAGGAGGAACUGUGCGCCAUCUUGUCGCGGUGUUACCACGUCGCACGGCCCGAGACGGAAGAGGUCCGGGUCUACGUGCAGCGGCGGGACAGCCGGCGUCCGCUGGUGCUGACUGGAGGACCGUGUGCUGGGAAAACUGUACUGCUUGCUCACUGUGCCCAGCAGAUCAAGUCCUGGCUGCCCGACGUCGACCCUGCCGUGAUCACCUUGUGCACUCCCUCUCUGCACGUGCCUUCUGCGGCGCACCUGCUGGCCAGCUUGUGUCACCGCAUCCUCAGGACUUACGAGUGCUCCUCACCUGCACACCACGAGAGGACCUUUACUUCCAACUUGGACCUAAACCUGGCGACCGUGUCCAGGGCCUUGAGGAACCCUGACCUGGGUUUCUACGAAGCGACACGAUGCCUGCGCUCGCUCCUCUCCGUCCUGCCGUCCUCCCAGCGACCGUUAGUUCUGAUCCUGGAUGGCGUGGAUCAGACGGGGCGGAACGUCGCUCUUCAACUCGUCCGAAGCCUGCCCUCCCCUCUUGCUCCCGGAGUCAAACUCAUCCUCGGCGUCUCCUCCAACCAAACUGCAGUCCUGCAGGCCAUCGGGCGACAUUACCCAGAGUGCAGUGCGCCAGAGGGCGCUCGGACGGAGUCUGGGUACCUGCAGGUAGCGCUGGGGUCCGCAGACAGGAAGCAGCGUGUUGAGAUGCUGAUGUCACAGCUGAGCAGCUCGGGGAGGAGCGUGACCUCGGGGCAGCUGGCGCUGGUGAGCAAGGCACUGACUUCCUGUUGUCUCACCCUCUACGCCCGCCUGAUGCGCGCACACGCAUCGCUCUGGUGCUCAGAUUCUGAUGUGUCCGAGUCGUGUCUCCCCGACGGCGUCCAUUCGUCCAUUGCUACCCUACUUCAACAUCUGGAGCACAAGCACACUUCCUGUUCGGUGGGCCGUGCCGUCGCUUACCUCACCCUCAGCCGCGUAGGCCUCACAGAAACAGAACUUGCAGAUCUAUUGUCCAGAGUCGAACCAUGUCAGGUGACACAAGUGGACUUGGAGAGACUGCUUUUGGACCUGAAGGGCUUCCUUAUCAGAAGGACUGUUAGGGGGUGUCAGGUGUUGUCCUGGGUGAGCAGACAUUUUGGACUGGUUGUGGCUAAGACAUAUUUGUGCACAAGCGAAGCCAGGAGACAAGUUCAUUCAGAGAUGGCCGACUAUUUUGGCAAAGAAUGGAACUUUGCGAGCACAGAAAGGAAAGACAGAAAUGAGGAAGAGCAACCAUCUUUCAGAGUCCUGGCCAAUGCGAGGAAAGCUGUAGAACUGAUGCAUCACUUGCGAGAAAGCAACACGCCGGAGAUCAGAGCCAAAGUGUUGAUCUCAUGGAGUUUCCAGUACGUUUUGGUGCAGGCUGGACAGCUGAGGGAACUGGUGGCUAUGUUGAGACAAGAUGAAGAGGGAUCAAGGAAGUAUCUGAAGGAAUGCACACUCCUGGCGAACAUACUAGCGUCGUCUUCCUGCUUCCUGCAAAGCGAUCCUCAGAAACUACCAGCUUUGAUGGACGCCAUCCUCCUCCCUUAUCUGAAGCUCUUCCCUGCUCUCAGAUCUUAUUUUGGGGAGAUGAGGAGUGGAUUGGCGGUCGUGCUUCCUCCUGCUCCCGACACCGUCGUCCGUCUUCGGUGUCUUGAGCCUGAUAGCGGUUCGAAGCGUCUCUCUGUGACUUCAGCAGCAGGGACGCAGUGUGGGACGGUGGUAGAGGUGAUGGUUGAUGGCUCAGCGUGGGUUUGGAGAGACUGCAGUGUUGUGCGGCUGUCGCUGAACCAAAAGACGAGCGAACUCAAGUUUUCGGGGGUUAAAAGCAACCGUGGAUUCAUGCUGUUUUCCACACAGUGCAACAAGCUCUUCUUGUGGGACGUGACCACACCUGGCAGGCUUGUGGAGGUUAAAGUACCGCAGCCGAUUGAUAUUUUAGAAGGGUUUGUAGCUUGUGGGAGACAGUUUUGUGCGUGGUGGAAAGGGGACGGUGUCCUCACCCUGUUUGACGCCUCCAGGUCAACAUUGUCCGACUUGCACUGUCAGAGUUGUGUCACCUGUGCGGUUUUCUCCUCCAGUGGUUCUUACAUUUACUGCGGCCAGGAAGAAGGCGCCGUGUCUAUUUUUGACGUAGAGCGCCGCAGCCUCCUUUGCUCUUGUUCAAACUCAAACCACAGCGCGGUCGUGUCAAUAAUCCUCUGUGAAAACCGUCAGGAAAUGGCUUGUGUUGAAAAGACGGGCGGUGUGAUUUUAUGGGACAUUACCGGCAAAACUCAAUCACCGAGACUCGUUAAAGAAAGCUCUGCCGGUGUGGAAUCCAACGCCAUCCUCAAUACGGAUUACUCGGAUGCAUUUAGCAGCCUCUUACUGUGUGAUAGUAGGCAUGUUACGGUGUGGAACACAUGUGAGUGGGAGACGUGUGACCAGUUCUUGGCUCCACAAGAUCGAGAAUUCACCCAGGCCGUGUUCUCCCAAGACGGACACCUUUUCCUGGCUUUACUGGACGCCUGCCCCCAGGUGCUGGCGUGGAGGCUCAGCACAGGGCUGUGUGUUCUCUCCUUAGACGCCAACGAGCCGCCUCAUACCCUCCUCAAAACCGCCUCCGAUAUCGUCUGCGUCACUGGCGACGGCCGCCUUUUCGCAUGGGACUCUGGGAUGGUUCGUGUAGCGGGCGCAGCUCCAAAAAUGGGAAGUGGAGUAGAAGAAGUGGUGGUGGAGCAAUCAGGGCGUUGGUUCUACACCUCAGACCGGUCAGACUCGGUGUGGAGGUGGAACUUAGAGACAGGUCUUCCACAUUCUAAAUUCCUCCACGAGAGUCCUGUGGAAAAAGUGCGUCUCAGUCGAGAUGACGUUACCCUUGUGACGCUCUCUGGAGAGGAAAUUUACAUUUGGAGGGCAGAAACCGGGCAGAAUGUCCACAGAAUCUGUGGCAGCAGAGCGACAGAUAUUCUCAUCGCGCCAAAUUCCAAUUUUGGUGUGAGCCUUUCCGAGCAGGGGCUCUCUCGGGUUUGGAAGCUGGCACAUGGAAGUGUUGUGUGCGCUAUCCACCUGUAUCUCUUUGACGCACAGGUGUCGCCCGAGAGCACCUUUCUGAUUGGCCGCCAUGGGGGAGACCUGCUGGCUGCGAGCUUGUGGUCGGGCAUGAUCAGUAAGUGCUUCUCCAGUGCGGGAAGCUGGGAGGACGUCGUGGCUUUCUGCACACUUUCGCGGAACCCCGAUUACGUGGUCGUGAUGGUCGCUUCAGGAGUUCUAUACACCUGGAAGAUAUCCGAUGAGACCGCAUGCCAGCACUUUCAGCUGCCGGGGACAUUUUACUGUCAGCCGCAACACUUUCAGAUGACGUCUGACGGAAGCUUUGCGUUGCUGUCCGCUGAUAAUGCAGCCAUCACGCUCUUGGACGUGACACGGGUCAGACUGUGCUCUUUUAGGACUGAGGGUUCUGUAAUCAAAGCCCGUUUGGAUGAAACCGGAUGUUACGUUGCCUACGUAUCACGGCCCACAUGCCAAGAGAAUGCCUGUUCCCUGCAUGCAAGUCCCAUCCUCACUGUCGUCCGACUCUCGGACGGUGAAAAAGUAGGCAGGGUGUUGCUGUGUAAGGAUCCGUUGACGCUGCUCAUGGACGGCCAGCAGUUGGUCUUUGUGGGUUUUCAGGACGGCUCUGUGGGUGUUUACUCCAUUUCCGGACAAAUGGCAACUUUGGCUCGUCAAUUGAAGGGAUGCUGUUUUGACUCGGCAACAAUGACGUGGUUUCCACGAGCAACACCCAAAAUUAUUUGGUCUUAGCUUCCACAGUCGUCCCUCGUUUGUCACGGCCAAUAGAUUCCUAGCCUGACUGUGGUCAACGGAUUUGGGCGAAGUGUGAUGACCGUUGUCCCUCGCUACCACAUCAUAUAUUUAUUUGUUAAAAAAAGAUCAAGAAGAGAAGAUUUCUCUUGGCAUUUAAGAUUCGGUCGGGUUGGGCCACUGAUUAGCUGUGUGAGAUUAAAAGAAUCACAGGUUGAUUUAAAACUAUCGAAGGCUGUCAUUAAAAUCUCCAACAAGAAGAAUCUCAUUGAAAUCCAAGGUUGACAGCUGAUUGUUCAGUGACAAUAAAAAUAGAAAUCUGACCACAGAACUUUCCUCCAGAAGGUCUUAUUGUUGGAAUAAUUGUUUGUAAGUUAUCACAAAAGAAACGUUGUAUUAUGAAUGCUGUCUUUCGAGGCCUAACAAGAGGAAGAAGGCUCGUAAAACUCCACUGUGAUUUCAACACGGACAGAUGGCAGGAUCCGCUCAACUUCCAGAGGAACUCUCUUUGAAGUGUUAAACGAACUCUCUUUGAAAUAUUUCACAAACUCUCUUCCAACUAUUUGGUAACCGAGGUCAACGCUAUUUACGACCCGCUGCCCUCUUGAAGUUGCUGUGGUCAGGAGACGGGAGGGGUUAUCCAUUGUCCUCCAACACCUGGCCCAGCUGGAUCCAGGAAGAGCCCAGCCCGAGACAUCCUCUUCUUGGACUUCAAUGAGACCGAAAACAAUGACUGUUUUACAUACUUCCUAUUUCUAAUGUGACAUGUGUUGGUGCGUGAACAUUGAACAUCUGAAUAAAAGAGGAGACGAAAACCUUCUUCGUCAGAGCGUGGUGCAGGACUGUACAGAGAGUGCAGUGGCCAUGUCUCUCCUCAAUAUUGAGUCCAAAUUGAAUUCUGUCUCUGUUUGAUUCCUUGCCUUUUGUCUUGUUUAAUAGAUGUCCUCAGUGUUUGAACGUGACACUUAUCUUUGUCCAUGUGAUGUCAGAUUAAACAAAAAUGGAGCGGUUUGGCCACAAUACCCAGUAAUAUGUUUGGAGGAGAAGAGGCGAGGCCUUUAAUCCCAGGAACACCAAUACCUACCGUCAAGCAUGGUGGUGGUAGUAUUAUGCUCUGGGCUUUUUUUUGCUGCCAAUGGAACUGGUGCUUUAAAUGGGACAAUGAAAAAGGAGGAUUACCUCCAAAUUCUUCAGGACAAGCUAAAAUCAU